Messenger RNA from Chionomys nivalis (European snow vole), 742 nucleotides. RefSeq lists its product as uncharacterized. Bases 1 to 708 code for a protein of 235 amino acids. The transcript is spliced from 4 exons. The record is from RefSeq and is a predicted model, not a curated record. Lineage: Eukaryota; Metazoa; Chordata; Mammalia; Rodentia; Cricetidae.
AUGAACAAGAGGGGCUUUGAUAGCAAUGCCACAGGGGCGCGCGCUCCUCCGCCACUCUAUACCUUUCUCCCCCGCAGGCUCUCGGUUUGGCAGUCCCGAGAGGCGGCGGGCAGGGAGUCGGAGUCGGCCUCUCCCCUCCUCACCCUGCGGGCUGCCAGGGCGGCCUCAGCGCCCGGCUCCCCGGGAGAAGCCAAGAAGCUUAGAUGGUGUUCUGAGGGAAGGGGGGCAUCCGGAGGAGGGCCUUCACGGUAUGAAGCUACAACUGCACCGGGUGUGGAACAAGACACAGUGUCCCUAGAAAGCCCGCUGCCAGAUACCUGCGUGGCCUGCCAGAGACUAGGUUGCUGCCUUGCCAAGAGCUAUCCUGCUAGGGCUAUUGAAAGAGCUUUAAGUAAGUACACAAGGGGCGGGGCUCUCUCCUCCCCUCGUACCUGCCCUGCACCUGUACUGGAAGCAGCCGCACACAUAUCACCUGAUCAGGGCCCUUUCAGACUCCGUGAGAAAAAUGAAGCCCAAGAGGGAAGAGACUUAUUUGCCUUUCCCCCAGGGCGGCAGCUGGGAGUGUGUCCAGAGACACUGUCGACAUUCCAAGCAUCCUGUGCCUGCAUGUUUGUCUGUGGGUGCCUCCUGGCGACACCACACCACACCGGGGCUGGAAGGAAGCCGGAGAUUACUUUCUCUGUUGCCACUUUUCUGCUCUGGCCAUAGGUGUUUGGCUGGCUGGUGAUGUCAGGAUCCUUUC